Messenger RNA from Dreissena polymorpha, 1686 nucleotides. RefSeq names its product QRFP-like peptide receptor. The transcript is spliced from 3 exons. Gene Ontology annotation, molecular function: peptide binding; G protein-coupled receptor activity. NCBI's taxonomy places the organism in Eukaryota, Metazoa, Mollusca, Bivalvia, Myida, Dreissenidae. The coding region runs from base 1 to 1068 and encodes 355 amino acids. The record is from RefSeq and is a predicted model, not a curated record. Gene Ontology annotation, biological process: G protein-coupled receptor signaling pathway. Gene Ontology annotation, cellular component: membrane.
AUGGAUCAGCUACCGGAUCUGUUAACGUACAGAACUCUGUUGGAGGUGCACAAGAAUGAAUCCAUUUUCAACUUUUCUGUCGCCAAGGACAUUAUCGAAGAUUUCGAGGAAAAUCUUUACACUCACAACAAGUUUUCUACGGUGGUUCUUCUGACAUUAUACGCGCCAAUAUUUAUACUUGGUAUGUGUGGCAAUAUACUCAUUGCUGCCUCGGUGACCAGUGACAGAGCACGGAAAGGAAAUCUAUACUUCCUCGUGAACCUGGCUCUCGCCGACCUGGUCGUGACAGUCAUGUGUAUUCCUACAUCCAUUGGCACGAUUGUGUAUCGUUUGUGGGUGUAUGGAAGGUUUCUGUGCAAGUUUACGGCUUUCAUUCAAGGUGUCGCAGUCGCUGUGAGUAUUUUCUCCAUGACGGCCAUGUCUAUUGAUCGCUACUAUUCUCUUAAAAAACCUAUGAACAUUAUUCGCCGCGUCUCAUCAUCGGGCCAGUCGUGUUGUCUAAUACUAUCAAUGUGGAUCGUAGCCUCCAUCUUCAUGUCCCCAUUACUUUUCAUACGAGAUAUUGAUAUUGUACACGAUAUUCCUUUUCUUCGACCUAUGACGUUUUGCAUUGAGCAAUGGCCCCAAGAUAGGGACAGGAAAGCUUAUGGUGUCUUUCUUUUAUUCGUUGUUUUCAUAAUUCCCGCUUUUACGAUCGGCGUUUGCUACGGGAACGUUGGACGUGCUCUUUGUGUCACAGAUCGACAAACGAGGUUUAAUUCAGAUGGAAGCACAAACAGGCUGGUUUCUCGACGACAAGCCGCUCGAAUGGUGAUUAUUCUUAUCUGCGUAUUCAUGGUUUGUUGGUUGCCGUACAGCGUUAUAUCGGCUCUAGCCGACAUUUCUGAGAACGCCACAAUCAUCGAGUCGCUGCCAUUUGUCUUGUGGCUCGGUCAUGCGCACAGUGCAAUAAAUCCUAUGUUAUACUGGUCCUUAAAUAAACGCUUUCGAGACAAUAUUCAGAAAAUGGGCAAAGUGAUUAGCACACGAUGUUGUUUUAGCAAAACUACGGACUCUUCGUGGCUGUGAAUACAGAUGCGUAUCUAAUGACCUUCAAUCAUUUUGCUAGUCACAUUAGUGCAUAUGUAUGCUAGAUGUGGACAAAAUAAUUCGAUAAGUUAUUAUUAAAUGCAUGUUUACCUAAUCUUUAUAACAUAUGUUACCAGGAAUGUAAGUAUAUUUAAACUGGAACUCGCCUGCCACGUUAUGUGUAUUGAUACUUUACCUCAAACGCAAACUUAUUACCAUGUGUGUUACAAUAAACUGCACCGAGAUAUAAUGUUCUUUGUUCAUAACUUACAUAUUAACUAGUUUAACGAAUGCUUGCGCAAGUGAAAAUGUGAUAUUUUCUGACUUUGUUUUUUUUCACUGUAAAAAUCAAAAGCAAACGUAAUGCCUUUGUCAUAAUUUCAAUUAAUAAGUCUGUUUAUAUCAGCUAGUUUCCCGACAUCUUAAACCCAUAAUAAUUUCUCAUUAAUCCAUAGAACUUUGGUGAAGAUAUUGACAUUCCAAUAAUUUCAAACGAAUUAUGUAAGGGUUUCUGCUGAUCCUUAUAAGAAACACUCAGUCUAUGGCCGUCAUGAAUUUGAUCAGAGCAGAAUCGAUGCAUACAUUGACUUUUACAUUGCAGCAUAUGCUAAAACACAU